Molecule: messenger RNA, 948 nt
Organism: Bombyx mandarina (wild silkworm)
Lineage: Eukaryota; Metazoa; Arthropoda; Insecta; Lepidoptera; Bombycidae
Source: RefSeq, a predicted model, not a curated record
AUGGAUUUUAUGCCGACUGGUUAUUUACCCGAUAGCGUUUAUAGAGAACUAGCUUGGUAUGGUAUUCUGCAAAUUCAACCACUGCAUCACAGUGCCAAACACAAAGUUGCUGCCCAGUUAAUUUGGCAGCACACUCUUGGGAGACCUCAUGUUAUAUUGGAAAACCCUCCUCAGUCCACUCAAUCGCCAGGUAAGAUAAGCCGACAGAUACUGGCGGAGGAGGCGGCGAAGUGGUCAAGGGAACAGCGAGCCGCCCAAGAAGUGCUGAUGGAGAAUAUCAAGAGUGGCGGUAACGGGUUAACCGUGAGAACGGUUAUCAGCGCUCAGAAGAAAACCACUUACAUCAUACAGAAUGGUAAUUACUACAGAUGUCCCGACGGCUCUGAACCAGAUCUAGAUGCUUAUAGAGUCCAAGCGAACAUGCACGAACGAAAAUGCACGUUUGGAAGACAAUCCAUUCCAGUACCGGUCGAUCCCUGCAUAGAGGCCGAAGUGGCGCCAAUAGAAUACUCUUUCCACGAAGGUUGGAUGUUCUGCCUCGGUAAUGGCGAGAGAGAAAACAAUUAUUUCCAAAACGGAACAUUGGACUGUGGGAACAAAACUAAGGUGCCCGUUCAUGAGUUUCUAGAUCUAUGCGCCAUCGACAAUAACAUUGUUAUAACAUUUGAUUACUUCGGUGACGAGCCACGAAAAGACAUGAUGCACAAUGCGACAUUGUGCACUUCUUGGGAUCCAUGCCGAUUGUCUUAUUUGUAUCGACUUGAGCCGCCUCCAGUCGAAAUGACGCCAUCCUUCCCUACCACAACGCCUAAUCCAUGCGAGAUAACAGUGUGCCCAGAUUGCUUGGAUGGGGUCACAGAAAGGAUCGGAGAAGUUAUUGAAGUGGACUCAGAGGAUAAAAAAAAUGUGGGAUCUAAAUCAAAAGAUUUUGAUAUCUAGCAAGAUGUU